Molecule: messenger RNA, 570 nt
Organism: Salvia splendens (bonfire salvia)
Lineage: Eukaryota; Viridiplantae; Streptophyta; Magnoliopsida; Lamiales; Lamiaceae
Product: casparian strip membrane protein 1-like
Exons: 3
Coding region: 47-475 (142 amino acids)
Source: RefSeq, a predicted model, not a curated record
UCUCAGAAUACUAGCUAUUGUCGGGGCGCUAGGAAGUGCUGUGGCAAUGGGAACUACAGAUGAGACGCUUCCCUUCUCAACACGAGCAUUCAUAUUCCAAGCUGAAUAUGAUGAUAUCCCAGCUUUUAGGUUCUUUGUGAUCUCGAAUGGAACAGUAUGCGGAUAUCUUUCUCUCUCUCUACCAAUGGCCAUCUAUCAUGUAAUCAGGAAAGGAGCAGCUAAGAGCCGGGCUUUGCUGAUCUUUCUGGACGCGAUAAUGCUAGCUGUACUAACUGCAGGAGCCUCAACAGCAGCAGCUAUUGUGUAUUUAGCACACAAGGGGAAUGCUUCAGCAAAUUGGUUAGCUAUAUGUCAACAGUACCAGAGUUUCUGCAACCGCGUCACAGGAUCUUUAAUCGGCUCUUUUGGUGCAGUUCUUAUUUUAAUUUUGUUAAUCUUUUUGUCAGGUUUAGUACUAUCUAAACGAGCGAUGUAGGCAGACAGAGAUGAUGUUUCACUAGAAAAAAACUCUGCUAAACUAUGUGAUCAUGCUAUAAUUUCAAUGAAACAAGUGCCACCUUCUGCUUAAAA